Molecule: messenger RNA, 936 nt
Organism: Prunus armeniaca (apricot)
Lineage: Eukaryota; Viridiplantae; Streptophyta; Magnoliopsida; Rosales; Rosaceae
Source: the annotation of a GenBank genome assembly
AUGGAAAUUCCAGUAGUGAACAGAAUAAGCGAUUUUCAGUCCCGCAUAACCUCGCUGCCGGACCCAUCUCUUUUCUCACAGGCCUUUUCGAUUUCCGUCAUCGAAAGGGUCUCUCAAGCUUGCAGCUUUUGGAAAUGGGGAGCUCUCAUCAUCGCAAUUCUAGCUUCCUUCGGCACCAUACUCACUAAAAUAAACAUUUUUAUUACCAGACUCCGACGCCUAGGAGUUUUAAGCUCCCAGGCUGUUUCCCAGAAGCUCCAAGACGACGAUUUCUCCGACAUCGACGACGAUGAUGACGAUACCUGUUCUAUUUCUUCCUCCUCCUCCUUAUCCGAUGAUGAAUUAGAAUCCGAUUCCGAGAUAUCGUACGAUAACGCCGGUACUCCCAGUGCCAGGGAUGAACAUUUCCUAGUCAGGGGCUCUGGUUAUUACGGAGACGACCGAGAGCAGAAUCGUAAUUCGACGCUCCGCCGGCGCCGAAGCUUCGGAGGACACCACCGGUUCUCUUGGUCCGACUUCACCUCCGGCAAGAGUGUCGUCAAGCUCUGGGACACGUCAUCGCCGGCCACGUUUCUAUCUGCGGACACAAGUGUCUCGGGGCGUGCGUCAAUCGGUGUAUGGGACACGCGCGUCGGAUGCCGGUUUCCGGCAAUACUCGCCGAUUGGGGCCCGCAGCUCGGUAGAAUCGUUGGAGUCGCGUCGGGCGGCGUCGAGAAGCUUUACGUCAAGGAUGGCGUCACGGGGGCCUUGACGGUUGGUGACGUGAGGAAGGCGGAGUCGCCGUUACGGAACGUAACGGACGCUGACAUGGAUGACACAUGGUGGGACGCUGACGCCGUUAUUGCGACGGACGGGCGUUUUGACGAGUCAGCCGUGAGUGGAUGUGACUGGGCCGUCACGCGGUGUUGUAGCGCUGUUAGAUCUUAUCUGCUGUAA